Mytilinidion resinicola is the source of this 2163-nucleotide messenger RNA. RefSeq lists its product as uncharacterized. The transcript has a single exon. Bases 1 to 2163 code for a protein of 720 amino acids. NCBI's taxonomy places the organism in Eukaryota, Fungi, Ascomycota, Dothideomycetes, Mytilinidiales, Mytilinidiaceae. The record is from RefSeq and is a predicted model, not a curated record.
AUGUACGCCCACUCAGUAACUCGAGUCACUCGUCCUGGUCAUGCUCCUGUUUCAUGGAAGAAUUAUCGCAUGGAUGAUGGCUCCUAUUCGUCCGAAUACGAUGGCAACUUCAGGACUACCUACCCGUUGCGGCCUAGGAUUGGAAGAACCCCCCCUUUUUAUCCUGAUGGUCCAUAUCUAGGAAUGUCGCCCAAUCCAAGAAGACCUGCACAACCGUUCCUACACCCUCCGGGCGUGAUGCCUCGAAAGAAGGGCCCUCCUUCGCCUCUUGAGAAUCCCAAUCUGGAGUACAAGUUCACUUCGAAGUGGAAUAUUGACUACGCUACCGUGUUUCUUAUCAAUCGACUAGGGAAAGACAAAGAUCUAGCAAAUGGCAUAAGCAAGGUACGCGAGAAAUCUCGUCGAUACGAUAGGCGAGAAAUCCCAUACCGAUCCUUCGACAGCCUUAACGACACCCUGUUCGCAGGUCGACUGAAAGAUGCCAUCUACCUCAAAUGGGUAGAUCUUGGCCCUCACGUCUCUGGCACGACGUGCAAUGCUGGCGAAGGACCUGACCAUCGUGUCUCUCGGAUCACCCUCCUUUUGAAUUCCACGUUGCACCAAGACGCCCAUCCCGAUGAGAUACUGGCCUCAUUGAUCCAUCACAUGAUCCACUGCUACUUCAUCGUCACUUGCGGCCCUCAGCUCUCCGACGAAACAAAGUACGGCCGUCUCUCCCACGGCAUGCACUUUGGCAAGAUCAUGUCGACCAUCAAAGACCUCUCCGGCUCCACUGGUCGCCGCCCCCUCCCUCUCGACUUCGGCCACAAUCUCGCACAAGACAGAGAUUACCAAUAUGACAAACCAACCACCGUUCUGUCUCCCCGCAACCUCUCACUACUCCAUUCUCAAAUGGAGCCACGAAAUCAACGCUCUCCCACCCGCAGCUUCUGCCCUCCCCAUCCUAAGGCCCACCUGCCCACCCAAGCGGAAGUGGAUGAGUGGUACACGAAAACCUGCCAGCCCCUUCCUACUCUUCCCAAAUGCGUCCGUGGACAAAACCUCUACACGCUCGUCCUGCCCGGCUCUGAAUUCCGCGAGUUUCCACGCGCAAAGGCCCCGCCGAGUCAAGAGUAUGUGGAGCUCAUCUACGCGGAGAAAUGCGUGUAUAUCCCCGCUACCUCCAUCUCCACGUAUCCUAGUCUGGCCGGGAAGUUUGAGAAAGCAAGAUGGCUCGAGAUACCAGAUGACACCUCCUUAGAGAGCUUCAAAACCCUUUACGAAUUCCUACUCCGCGGCAGAUUCAGCCCCGACCAACCACCAGAUCACGACUCCGCAUACCACCACAGCCAUAGUCCCCCCCUCAUCCGCUCCCCCAUCGCGACCGCCGAGCCCUACCUCACCACCUCCAUCAAAGCCCUCAAACUCGCCGCAGCCCUCAAGUUCACGGAGCUCGAAUCCCACGCCCUGCACCGCCUCAACGCCCUCUCCCACACCCACGAAGACCCCCUCGCCAUCCUCUCAGAGAUCUACACCGACUCCCCAGACCCCCACCCGGACCUCCGCGCCUGGGCCCGCGCCUUCCUGCUCCGCCGCGAGCCCGAGCACCCCGUCAUGGCCUACCUCGACCUCGCCACCGACGCCGGCCCCCCCGCGAACCUCGAGGUGCUGGAGCGCGAUAGAGGUAUGCAAGAGAAGUUCGAGCAUCUCCUCGAGCACGGCGGCGCGUUCCACGCUGACGUGAGUACCGCGCGAACGGCGCUAGAGCGUGUGAGGGAGCGCGAUGGCUUUCCUUGGCAAGCUGGGCGCAUGCAUCCGCAUCCGUUUGAUAUCCCCAUCCCGCCGCCCCCGCCGCCGCGCCCCAUGGAUGAUUGGGACCUCCCGCCGCCCCCGCCACCUCCACCGCCAAUGCAUCCCCUGCAUCCGAUGCACGCUUCCUACCCUUCUUCGCUGCCUCAUCCCCUGCACGGUGGCUACCCGCCGCCGCCGCUGCCGUUGUUUGACCCGUUCCCGCAUCAUGAGUUUGGUAGCUCGCAGCGGGAGAGGGAGGCGAGGUUGGUGGCGCUGGGAUGGGGUCCUGUGGAGAGGGAGGCGGAUGGGUGGUGGAGGCGUAGGAAUAGGAUGACAGGGCAGGUUGCUGUGAGUCGGGGGGAAGGCGGGGAAUGGUUUUUGAGGGGAUCUUGA